Molecule: messenger RNA, 910 nt
Organism: Helianthus annuus (common sunflower)
Lineage: Eukaryota; Viridiplantae; Streptophyta; Magnoliopsida; Asterales; Asteraceae
Product: 39S ribosomal protein L28, mitochondrial
Exons: 2
Coding region: 80-700 (206 amino acids)
Cellular component (GO): mitochondrial large ribosomal subunit
Molecular function (GO): structural constituent of ribosome
Source: RefSeq, a predicted model, not a curated record
UCUAACAUUCAACAAACCCUAAACCCCCAAAUAUAUUUCAAUCAAAUCAUCUCUGAUCCGAACACACAAAUUGAAUCGAAUGGCGUUCAGAUCGAAGGAAAUGGUGAAGAAGAUAAUGAAGAAGAUAGGCGGCGAGAAGAAUUUGAAUCCCGGAGUGAAAGAAUCGUUGAAGAAGAGUUUGCCGGAGAGUAAAGUGGUGAUGAGCAGAGCUCACCGUGGAAUUUACGCCGGCCGGCAUAUUCAGUUCGGGAAUCAAGUCAGCGAGAAAGGUGGAAACAAGACUCGAAGAAACUGGAAGCCAAACGUACAAGAAAAACGCCUUUUCAGUUACAUUCUCGACCGCCACAUUCGCGUAAAAGUUACAACACACGCGCUUCGUUGUAUAGACAAAGCAGGUGGGAUUGACGAGUACCUACUAAAGACACCAUACAAGAAAAUGGACACGGAGAUGGGGCUGUUAUGGAAAUCAAAAAUCGAGAAAAUGUAUCAAGAGCUCGGAAACAUGGAAGUUGUUUUCUUCCCACAAGAAGAAGAAAACAAGCUUGCAGAAGAAUUUAAAGAAAUGAGAAUCGAACAACGCGUGGCGCGUAGGGAUGCAAGAAGGGUUGCGUAUGGUUGGAGUCCAAAAGUUGCGCAAAUCGAGGAGGCGAGUGAAGAUGGUGAAGCGAAUCAUCAUGAGGAACUCGUUGCUAAUUCGUAAACAGUUGUUUGAAUAUGUUGGGGCUCGGUGAGUUAUGGUUCUGAGUUGGGUUGACCCGGGGUUUUGAGUAGGGUUAGGUUUCGGGUUGUGUUUUUCAAUUUGUUGAUGAAUCAGCGGUGUAAUAAGCUUUUGUGUUAGUAGCAGAUACGAGUUUAUGAGAACUUUUAAGGUGAACUUGUUUUCUUCUGCUAUCUUUUUCUGUUUUUUUUA